Ruditapes philippinarum (Manila clam) is the source of this 1604-nucleotide messenger RNA. RefSeq lists its product as uncharacterized. Gene Ontology annotation, cellular component: cytoplasm; plasma membrane. The record is from RefSeq and is a predicted model, not a curated record. Bases 92 to 670 code for a protein of 192 amino acids. The transcript is spliced from 4 exons. Gene Ontology annotation, biological process: intracellular protein transport; vesicle-mediated transport. Lineage: Eukaryota; Metazoa; Mollusca; Bivalvia; Venerida; Veneridae. Gene Ontology annotation, molecular function: GTPase activity; GTP binding.
AAAAAUUUCAAGCAGGAUACGCAUUAACUAAAUUAAACUAAUAUUCACUGAACAGACUCUGUUACGCGCUUACUUGAAUAACAACGGCACAAUGGGUUUGUUUUUGUCGAAAAUAGGUAAAUUGUUCGAGGAUUGGGGCACAACGCAGGCAAGGAUUGUUAUGCUAGGGUUAGAUGCUGCAGGUAAAACAACUGUUCUGUAUAAAAUCAAACUGAACGAGACCGUGUCAACUAUUCCAACGAUAGGGUUCAACGUGGAGACUGUAACACCCGUUAAGGGCCUCUCAUUUACGGUAUGGGACGUUGGCGGACAGGAUAAAAUCAGACCUCUGUGGAAGCACUACUUUCAAAACGUUGACGGUCUUGUUUAUGUUGUUGAUAGCGCAGAUCGGGAACGAAUGUAUGAGGCCCGGGAAGAGUUGUUCAGUAUUGUUGACAAUGACGAAAUGAGGGGCGUCCCUGUGUGUAUAAUUGCCAAUAAACAAGAUUUGCCUAACGCUCUUAGUUCAUCUAGUGUUGUAGAUCAACUGAAUUUACAUAAACUGAGCAACCGGAAGUGGUAUGUCCAAGCUGCGUGCGCAACUAACGGAGAUGGCAUUUACGAGGGAAUGCACCAACUUGCUUCAAUGGUUAAAGAGUUUAAAAAAGAAAAAAGUAGAGGAGCAUACUGAGUUAACACAGACAAUUGAAUGUUUACACAUCAAAUAUCAUUUUGGAUCGUCAAGAGUGAUGCACGCGCAAGCGCACAUGACACAUAUAGAUUCAUUUUUCAAAAUCAUACACGUGUGUGCAAUAAGAAAUAAGUGAUAUUAAGGACGAAAUUGACUGCCAUAUAUCUGCUGUAUUAUGUGGUAGAUUUUAAUCAAAGUAUUUGUGUUUCUGAUUCAACCAUUGAAUCUUUCAGCUCUGCUUUGAAUUUGGGACAGUCCAUUGUAACUUUAACAGUGAGAUCACUGUUUCUGCACAACCAGUGUCUUUUUAAAACUACACGGAUGUGCAGGCUUGCUAUUUAGAACUAUUUAUUGUUUUUAAGAAAUUUAUGGAUAAAAAGUAAAGUCUAGGAGCCAAAAAUGUAGAGCCUUGUUAAAGUUUACGGUUAGUCAGACUGGCCACGAUCUAUGCUUUGACUCUUUGAGCGUUGUGCUGCGAAGACAAACAAAUAGUGUCCAUCCCUGUAUGUUGCUAUUUUUGCCCUUGAGUUGGUAAAGAAAGUUUUUUGGGCUAAUCUUAAAAAGGAAAAAAGUUUUAGAGCGUUUUCCUAAGUUUUGAUCCUUCAAUAAAAAUUUGUAGUUUUUUUUAUCUUCUAUGUAAUAUCCGAAUGCUAGUACUCUGUGGAGAGUAAUUAUCUCCCUUCAUGCGCCGAAAAGUUGCGCAAAAAAUACCGACAACAUCUUUAAAAUCAUUAUAAAUUAGGCGAUGUAAAUUAAAAUAAUGAUUCAUGGAAUUCAUGAAAUUAUCUAAUGUUUUGAUAAUGAACGUGAUCAUUUUAAGUUUGAAUUAAAUCAGUCCGUACAUGUAUAUAUGUAAAUAAAAUGUUCUUAUUUAUAAUGCAUAUUGAAAUGCAUGUAUAUUUUUGUAAAUAUUAUUAUUUAACAUGUUUUCAUA